Molecule: messenger RNA, 894 nt
Organism: Arthroderma uncinatum
Lineage: Eukaryota; Fungi; Ascomycota; Eurotiomycetes; Onygenales; Arthrodermataceae
Exons: 2
Coding region: 1-894 (297 amino acids)
Molecular function (GO): metal ion binding
Source: RefSeq, a predicted model, not a curated record
AUGCAAGGCUCCAGCGCCGACAGCACCACCGCUCACACUCCUGGCGCCGCCGGCCAUGCUUCUCCAGACGGGAAUCCGUCGCCCGCAAACUCGGCCUCAGCGACGCCCACGAACAACUCGCCCACCUCUCCGCGCCUGAUGAACGCCCAGCUGCAGCAGGUCCAGAGCCAGUCGCGCCAGCUGCGGCCGCCCAAGUCGCCGCUGUACGUCCCCGCGGCCCUGCGUCGAACCGAGCGGGCGCCAAAGCAGUCUCCUCUGACGCCGCCUCGCAGCGUCCACGGCUCCGUCGACAACCUGAACUCGGAUGCCGCCUCGAACUUCGCCGCGAAUGCUGCUGCCGUCGAGCCGGAGCCGCUGUCUCGCCGGUCGACGGUCGAGAGCACCCGCAGCGGAGUGAGCAGGCUCGCCCAGGACGAGUGGCUGCGAGACCAGAACCUGGGCGAGGUGACCGGCUCCCCUACGAGGGAACACUGGAAGGCCGACUCGGCCUCUCCGUCGUGCGACUCGCCGGUCUGCAAGUCGUUCUUUGGCAUCUUCGUCCGCCGCCAUCACUGCCGCCAUUGUGGCCAUGUCUUCUGCUCCUCGCACACUCCCCAUGCCAUUCCACUCGACCAGAACGCCAGGUUCCAUCCGGACGGCAUCCCUUCUCGCAGCUGUGACCUGUGCUGGGCCGCGUACCGUCGCUGGGAGCAGGCCCGGACCGACCGUCUGAACCAGAUCCAGCACGACCUCCUCUCCAACCUCAACGGGCCCGGCGAGCGAACCCAGGGCUGGGCAAUCGACGCAGACCGUUUCAGCAUCGGAGACUCGGGGGCCCAGACGCCUUCAGUCGAGCAUCAGGGCGGCAUGAUCGCCAGCAGCGUUCCCAGAGACUGGAGCUGGAGCACAUUCUAA